Equus quagga is the source of this 976-nucleotide messenger RNA. It is a transcript of the gene GPR33, whose product is annotated as G protein-coupled receptor 33. Gene Ontology annotation, cellular component: plasma membrane. Gene Ontology annotation, biological process: phospholipase C-activating G protein-coupled receptor signaling pathway; positive regulation of cytosolic calcium ion concentration; inflammatory response. The record is from RefSeq and is a predicted model, not a curated record. Gene Ontology annotation, molecular function: G protein-coupled receptor activity; complement receptor activity. Bases 55 to 780 code for a protein of 241 amino acids. The transcript has 2 exons. NCBI's taxonomy places the organism in Eukaryota, Metazoa, Chordata, Mammalia, Perissodactyla, Equidae.
CUCUACUUCACCACCUCCUACCUUCAAGACAAUCACUGGAUCUUUGGAUCUGCCAUGUGCAAGGCCUUCACUGGCAUUUUGUACACAGGAAUCUACGCCUCUGUUUUCUUCCUCUCGGCCAUCAGCGUUGAUCGGUAUCUUCUCACUCUUCACCCAGUGUGGUCACAGUUGCACCGAACCCCACGCUGGGCCUCCAGCAUCAUCCUAGGAGUCUGGAUCUCUGCCUCUGCCCUCAGCAUGCCCUAUGUGGUUUUCAAGGAAACACAUGAUGACCAUAAAGGAACGGUGAUCUGCCAAAAUAACUACACUGUGUCUACUAACUGGGAAAGCAAAAAGAUACAAACGUUAAGGAAAUGGAUUCCUGUAGCCUGCUUUAUCAGCCGCUUCUUGCUGAGCUUCCUUCUGCCUUUCUUCAUCAUCACCUUUUGUUACCAAAGAGUAGCCAACAAGAUGAAAGAGAGAAGCCUGUUUAAAUCCAGUAAGCCCUUCAAAGUCAUGAUGACUGCCAUUAUCUCUUUCUUUGUGUGUUGGAUGCCCUAUCAUGUAUACCAGGGCUUAAUUCUCACCCAAACCCAAUCACUGCUUUUACAGUUCACUCUGAUACUUACAGUCAUAACCACUUCCUUCAAUACUCUCUUUUCUCCCACACUCUACCUAUUUGUUGGGGAGAACUUCAAAAAUGUUUUCAAGAAGUCCAUUCUUGCUCUGUUUGAGUCAACAUUCAGUGAGGAUUCUUCAACAGAGAGGACACAAAACCUAAAUUCAGAAGCCUACAUUUAAAUUCUGGAUCACAGAGCAAACAACGGACUUGUAGUCAAUUACCAGAUAUAUACCUUCAGCUUUGGCAUAAUAAUAUCCCUAUAUUAGAGGGACAUCUAGGCUGUACUACAGUUAGAUCCAUGAAUAUUAAAAGGGCUGUAAGAAAGCAAGUAAUGGGUGAUGUUGCAAUCAUGAUUUUUUUUUACUCUUUUUUUGU